This is a messenger RNA of Arvicola amphibius (Eurasian water vole), 2008 nucleotides long. RefSeq names its product solute carrier family 49 member 3 (gene Slc49a3). Gene Ontology annotation, cellular component: membrane. Gene Ontology annotation, molecular function: transmembrane transporter activity. Bases 178 to 1725 code for a protein of 515 amino acids. The record is from RefSeq and is a predicted model, not a curated record. The transcript has 10 exons. Lineage: Eukaryota; Metazoa; Chordata; Mammalia; Rodentia; Cricetidae. Gene Ontology annotation, biological process: transmembrane transport.
GGGAUUUUUAUCCCUCCGGUUUCCAUCUUGGCCUCUGUCGUAGGGUAACCCUGCUUCUCCCACCCAACUUCUCCUUUGGGGCGGGGACUAACCAGAUCAUUCCUCCCGGUCCUGGUCCUGGGAUAUCCUACCCACGCGCAGCACUUUGCCGUGAAAUGCACGCAGGCGGCCGAGACUAUGGGGGACAGGCUGGAAGCCUGGGACAGGUCGGGGACAUCUGCAAACGCCGGAGAAGAGGUGCCUGUUCCCCGCGCCUAUGCGCGCCGCUGGGUCUUCCUGCUGGCGGUCAGCCUCCUGAGCUGCUCCAACGCGAUGCUAUGGCUCAGCUUUGCACCUGUAGCAGACACCAUUGCACAGCACUUCUUCCUGUCCAUGGAGCAGAUCAACUGGCUGUCACUAGUCUACCUUGUGGUAUCCAUCCCAUUUGGCAUGGCAGCCAUCUGGGUUCUGGACUCUGUUGGGCUCCGGGGAGCGACUAUCCUGGGUGCAUGGUUGAAUUUUGCUGGGAGUUUGCUACGUGCUGUGCCCUGCUUGGAUGUCAGGAUCCCUAAUCCAUUUGCCUUCUUCAUGAGUGGCCAGAGCCUCUGUGCCUUGGCCCAGACCCUGGUCAUCUCUUCUCCAGCCAAGCUGGCUGCCUUAUGGUUCCCAGAGCACCAGAGAGCCACAGCUAACAUGAUUGGCACUAUGUCAAAUCCUCUGGGCAUCCUUGUGGCAAAUGUGCUAUCUCCUGCCCUGGUCAAGAAGGCAGAAGACAUCCCCAUGAUGCUUGGUAUCUACAUUAUCCCUGCUGCCCUCGCCUGUCUCUUGGCCACUGCCUGCCUCUGGGAGAGUGUGCCUCCUACUCCGCCAUCUACAGGGGCUGCCAGUUCCACUUCAGAGAGUUUCCUCCAUGGCCUCAAACUGCUCAUCCAGAAUAAAGCCUAUGUCAUUCUGGCCAUAUGCUUCGGUGGUGGCAUUGGUAUCUUCUCCAGCUUCUCAGCCCUACUGGAACAGAUCCUUUGUGCCAAUGGCUACUCCAAUGAGUUCUCAGGCCUCUGUGGGGCUCUCUUCAUCGUGUUUGGGAUUUUGGGGGCACUGCUUCUAGGCUUGUAUGUAGAUCGGACCAAGCACUUCACUGAAGCUACCAAGAUAGGCCUCUGUCUGACUUCCAUGACCUUCGUAGCCUUUGCUCUGGUGUCCCAGCUGCAGGGACAGACCUUUGCGUUGGCUGCCAUCUGCUCCCUCCUGGGGCUCUUUGGCUUCUCGGUGGCACCCGUGGUCAUGGAGUUGGCAGUUGAAUGCUCAUUUCCUGUGGGUGAAGGCGCCUCUGCUGGCUUGAUUUUUGUCCUGGGGCAGGCUGAGGGUGUGCUCAUCAUGCUGCUGCUGACAGCGCUGACCAUGCGGCGAACGGGUCCAUCCUUUUCUACCUGCCGGCAGGGCGAGGAGCCUCUAGACUGGACAGUGUCUCUGCUGCUGAUGGCUGGCCUGUGUACCGUUUUCACUUGUGUUUUGGUGCUCUUCUUCAACACUCCAUAUCGGCGCCUGGAGGCUGAGUCUGGAGGGCCCCCUUCGCCCAGGAUAUGUGCCAGGGAGCCAACGAUAAUAAGCUCCACCCAAGUGCCAUCCCUUGAGACGUCUGGCUUAACACCUCCAGCUGGGGCCUUGCAGGAAGCUCCUUGUCCUGCCUCUCUUCCCAAAGGACAAUCAGAAUGGGCAGAGACAUCUGGUAAAGCAGAGACUUGCUAGGGUCUGAUGGAGAAAGAGGCAGAUGCCUGGCCCACCAGAAUGUUUUCUUUCCCUAGUGCUAUGUUUAAGUAAGCCAUCUAUGAAAGGGGCUUAAGACAGCAAUAGAUGGACGGUGCCUCCCUGGGUAAUCGAGGGCCGAAUAGCAGGAAGAACCUUUCUCUUAGUUAUUCCAAAUGACUCUGCUCAGCUGGGCGGUGGUGGCGCACGCCUUUAAUCCCAGCACUCGGGAGGCAGAGGCAGGCGGAUCUCUGUGAGUUUGAGACCACCCUGGUCUACAAGAGCU